CAGGUUAAAGGUUGAAAUGUGAUAAGAGACAGAGAGACAGAGAGGCUGUGCACAGCAGUCACAGUGGGACUUGUUCUGUGCUCAUCAUGGAGUUAUCUCCCGGGGCUCUGAUCCUGUGCUCUCUAAUAUGUUCAGUGGCUGCUCAGGCUCCUGUCGUCUCGGUGGAGCCUCGGACUGCUUCUGUGCGCCAAGGAGAGUCUGCCAGUUUCAGGUGCCAAGCCAAAAGCAGCGUGCAACCGGUCCGACUGGAGUGGAGUAGACCCAAUAACCAGGCGUUGCCAGACAAUGCAAAGAUCGGCCCUGAUGGGUCUGUGCUGACUGUUGCUAAGGCUCGGCCUGCAAACCAGGGCCAGUACCGCUGUGUGGCUGUCAGCUCUGCCGGUCGCCACUCAGCCAACGCUGUGCUGAACGUCAAACAUGCUCCAAAGGUACGGCUGACGCCGGCAGGGCCCCUGCGGGUCAGGGUCGGCGACGCUGUGUCAGUGGAGUGCAGAGCAACAGGCAAACCGCGACCCACAAUGGAGUGGAAACGGCGAGGCUCCAGCCUGCAGAUGGUUACCCAGGGGACGGAUGAUGUCAACACCAUCAAGUGGGCUGCAGUACGUCCAGAGGACUCGGGCGUGUAUAUUUGCCAGGCUGAGAACAGUGAGGGGGUUUCAGAAGUUAAAGUUGGGCUUGUUGUGGAGGGGUUGCCUGGCGCACCAAUGGCUUCAGUGAGCUCCGCUAAAAUGACCGUGGUGGAGGGACAAACAGUCACGAUGGAGUGUCAGGCCACUGGUUCUCCUCCUCCUGACAUCGCCUGGAGCAAGCUACGGGCACCGUUGCCGUGGAAACACACCGUCAGUAAUGGUGUUCUUACACUGAAUGAUGUGGGGCGCCAGGAUUCAGGAGAAUACAUCUGCAAUGCAACUAACAUACACGGCUACAGCGAGGCAUACACGGAGAUGGAGGUGGACACGCCUCCGUACGCUACCUGCCUGCCUGACCAGGUGCGGCUCCACCCCGGAGAUGCCACGCUACUGCAGUGCCUCGCCCACGGCUCUCAUCCCAUCAGGUUCACGUGGAGUCGGGUGGGCAGAGGCGACUUACCCGCUGGAGUCGAGACCACCAAGGAUGGAAAGCUGAUGAUAACCCAUGUUAGACAGAACCACGCAGGAACGUACAAAUGUGUGGCCACCAACCACGUUGGUUCAAGUGAGGUACUGGCAAAGGUCUUCGUAAAAGCUUGAGCCAGCCGUGAUCCAUCGACACGACAUCCAUGCAGUAACAAUUAUAUUUAAUAAACUCAUAUAUUUUGAUGUAUAAAGAUGAAAAA
Messenger RNA from Cololabis saira (Pacific saury), 1315 nucleotides. RefSeq names its product basement membrane-specific heparan sulfate proteoglycan core protein-like. Gene Ontology annotation, biological process: cell-cell adhesion; axon guidance. The transcript is spliced from 8 exons. Bases 87 to 1229 code for a protein of 380 amino acids. Gene Ontology annotation, molecular function: cell adhesion molecule binding. Gene Ontology annotation, cellular component: plasma membrane; cell-cell junction. NCBI's taxonomy places the organism in Eukaryota, Metazoa, Chordata, Actinopteri, Beloniformes, Belonidae. The record is from RefSeq and is a predicted model, not a curated record.